This is a messenger RNA of Lacerta agilis (Sand lizard), 1864 nucleotides long. RefSeq names its product anti-Mullerian hormone (gene AMH). Lineage: Eukaryota; Metazoa; Chordata; Lepidosauria; Squamata; Lacertidae. Gene Ontology annotation, molecular function: growth factor activity. The record is from RefSeq and is a predicted model, not a curated record. Gene Ontology annotation, biological process: Mullerian duct regression; gonad development.
AUGUCGGACUUUGGAGACCCCAGGAUGACGGUGCAGGCACUAUCUCCGACGGAUGCAGAAUGGGACGGGCCCUUAGGUCUGUGGCCCCACAGGGCUCGCUUUCGGUCGAGGCCCCGCGGAGACCCCGAGGGGCCGUUUUGUAGGGUGAAGGUGCACCGGGAUGGGGAAUGGAGCCGCCGUCCUCUGGAGGUUGUGGGUCUCCUCACCAGCUACGACAGCAGGUUCCUGAAGGCGCUGAGCGGGUCAAUCUGGAGCGAGGAGGAUUUGGAGGCGUUUGGGGUCUGCCCCACAGAUGUGCCCCGGGGUCUCCUGGCCUCUCUGCAGCGGGUCGGCGCUCACCUGGAUGACCCGGGCGAAAACAGGCUUCUGUGGCUGCACCUGGAAGAAGGUAGGUGUCCCUUUGCCUUUGCAAGCGCCUUGUCCCUUUAUUACGUGAAAUGGGAGGCUGAAACGAAACUCCUCUUCCAGCUGACCUUCCAGGAGCAUGCCGGGGGCUUUCUGAGGUCCCUGCAGCUGGCCCUGCUGAUAUUUUACCAAGGCGUAAAGGAAUCGGGGGGUGUUGGGACCCCAGAGAAAUUCCUGGUGGCAGGGGAUGGUCUCCAUCCUAAACAGGUCGUCUGUCUCUCCAGAAGAACCCGGUACCUUGUCCUUCAGGGGUCGGCGAUGUCAGGCAGACAUUCACUGGGGCAGCUCAGCUUUGAGGUUUCCUUGGCAAUCAGGCGCCAGAGCAGCAAUGGCACCGGCCUCUCCCAACACGAAACCCAAACCUCCCUGUUUGGUUUCGACCCAAAAUGCUUCACCCGCAUGACUCCGGCUGUGUUGCUCCUGGCCAGGCUGAGACCACGAGUCGCUCAAUCAUUCUUCCCUCCUCAUCUUUCCCUCGCCGACGACGGCAAGUUGGACAUGGUCACUUACCUGAACCACAGUGGAUCCCCGACGUUGGCCACGGCCGAUGUGCAGCCCGCCCAGGCGAACGCCACCUCCGCCCACCCAGCACCCUCGAGCACCGGCCGUUUCCUCGCCGCUCUCUCCCAGUUCGUCAACAGGGUCCUGAGCCCUUCCGGAGAGCCACCGCCGGCCCCCGGGCCGCAGCUGCGGCUGAACUUUGACACCAUGGAAGCCCUCCCUCACCGGGUGCUCAACCUCUCCGAGAAGGUGGCGUUGGAGCGGCUGGUCCAGUCCGAAGACCCCCUGGUGGUCUUGUUCCCUGAAAACAGCCAGGCCUUGAUGGAGAGCCACUUGGCGCACUGGGCGCUGGAAGGGAAACUGCUCCGUCAACUGCUGCAGAAAAUGCGGGAAGUGAUUCGGGAGCUGGCGGCCUCCCCGUCUUUCCGGGAUCAUGAGACCCUCUUCCACGGCCUCCUGGCCUUCUGCUACUACCCUCCCGGGGUCCCCGGUGGCGGCGAUCCCGAGGAGUCCGCAGACGGCUCUCGUGGGCGGCGGAAGAUCCACAGCCUGCUCCUUCUCAAAGCCUUGCAGGCCCUGCGCGCCCGCUGGCGGGGGUCCCGGAAGGCGGCCCCCCGCGCCAACCGCAGCACCCAGGAGCGCGACGACUACUGCCGACUGCGCAAGCUGAGGAUCGAGCUGGUGUCCACAGGGUAUAUCAUCUUCCCCGAAUGGUACGACGCCAACAACUGCGCCGGGCCCUGCCGCUUCCCGCUGUCGUCCCGCGUCCCUGACUACUACUCGCACACGCUCUUCCUGCUGCGGGUCCAGGAGCAGGGGCUGCCCCUCGAGAGAGCCCCCUGCUGCAUCCCUGUCAGGUACUCGAGGAGCAUCAUCGUCACCUUCACCAACGACCAAGGCAUGAAGGUGAAGGCCUACCCUGACAUGGUGGCCGAGGAGUGUGGCUGUCGGUAGAGAG